Biomphalaria glabrata is the source of this 4020-nucleotide messenger RNA. RefSeq lists its product as uncharacterized. The record is from RefSeq and is a predicted model, not a curated record. NCBI's taxonomy places the organism in Eukaryota, Metazoa, Mollusca, Gastropoda, Planorbidae. The transcript is spliced from 11 exons. The coding region runs from base 412 to 1545 and encodes 377 amino acids.
UUUGACUUCAUGGCCUAGUGGGAAGGGGAAGGCAAGUAUGCAAGACAUUUUUUUUUCUUGCCUUGGUUUACAGAGCCUACACCAGCCAUCAAAAGCAAUCUAUUGUUGGAUCUCCUUUAGAACAGACUCUAGACUGAACAUCUUACGUGACUUGUGAACUACAGGCAUUCCUUCCAAUUGGAGAUAAUUACAUAGACACAACAGUGUGCUUAACUAAACUCAUACAUACGACUUAAGCUACGUAACAAGCCUAAAGACCUAAACAAGAAGCUGGUACCUCUUCGAACAGUAUCUGGGGAUUUCUGUGUCUCAACAAUGAAGCUUUUCCAUAACGUAUUUUAUUAAACUUCUAAUAACGCUGUACUUUUGAAGAGAAAGAAAAACAAUAUCAAGUCUCCCUGGAAGCUGACCAUGGCUGUGCAAGAAGGCUAUCUUGGCCUUUUCUUUACACCCUCAGUAAACCUGGCCAUAUCUCUCGUCUCCAUUUCUGUGGCCUUGCUCGGUGUCUUUAGCAACAUCCUCAUCAUCAUCAUCUUCUACCAUGUGUAUGGAGUCAAAAGGUUCCAGAGUAUCCUGUGGAUCAACUUGUCUGGCUGCCAGAUAGCUCAGUGUUUCGCGAUGGUCUUUGACACACUUGGAAACCACGUGACGUUCUUCGGCGAUGGUCAGUGGAUGUGUGGAGCAAGACACUUAUUUCCCAUCUGCAUGGAUCAAGUCUUCCUGGGAUCUUAUCUUGUUCUGCUGACCGAGAGAAUGGCCAUAGUCCACUUGUCCAUGUUUCACUCGCUGAUCCCAAAAUUGUACACAAUCUUGCUGCUGUACGGCUGGUCUUUCGGGCUGAGUUUUCUGUUCCUGCUUCACAAUGACAUCUUGAAAUACAAGCCUCCCUUGCAGUGUUUGACUCCAUUCCUAAACCAGCUCCCACAGGAGUCUGCAACUAUCUCCUUGUUUUCUAUGACCACCCUGGCUAUUCUGAUCUCUCUGGUCAGUGUCAUGCUGAGCGUGCCCCAGACUGCCAGCAAGGUGGAGAAGCUCAGGCAAGAGAUCGAAGGGAAAGGCGUGACUGUCACACUUUUUAUUGGUUCAUUAGUACUGCUUCUCUCGGCCCCACGACAUAUUUUGUCCCUGUUGUACUGGAUGGACUCUAUGGACAUUUUGACUUUCCAGGUCUACAGCAAGAUAAGCUCCAUGAUACUCAGGCUGAAUGUAUUGCUCCCUUUCAUCGGCCUGAUGAUACGACAAGAAUUCAGGGCCGGCGUCUGCGCUUUGAUCACCUUCAAAUCGCUGGACCCCACCAGAAAGAAGAUAGCCGGCCAGGAAAACUAUAUUUCAACUGUCCAGAAGAUGGUCAUCAAUGAACGCCAGAAGAUUGCCGAUAAGAGAAAAAGUACGAUACAUGGCCUUCCAAAAGCAAUGUCCAGUAGCUCUUUGCCAGAGGUGCGUCCAAAAGGGAUGAGUCUAAUAGACCUGAAGCCCCGAAAGGAAAUCUCCUUGCUGACAGACGAAGAUGUGUCAAAACUGAGCACCACCUCGUCUAUAGUCUGACGUAUUGAAGAGAUGGAUGUGUGGUCUCGCUAGCUGGACCCUUGAGUUCAUCGGCAGCUAGGAUUUACAGCAAGGAUUUACAGCUAGGAUUUACAGCUAGAAUGUACAGCCGAUGCAGUCUUCCUCUGUUCUGAUAAUUUGAUGAUCUUACAAUGUUUUACUUUAACUGCAAUAUCUUCCAAUGCGCUGUUCGGUCUCAUGGUCUUCGAACACAUUGUUUGAAGAGGUCUUCUUUGUGUUGAUUACUUUGAGGAUCUUCAAUUUUGUUGGUUUAAUUAGAGCAUCUUUCAAUGCGCUGUUCGGUUGAAUGUUUAUUCACAGCAAGGGAUUUUUUAAAGAUUAUCUUCUAAAAUUUAAUGCGAUGAUCGAAAGGCUAUUUAGAUUUUUAUUCCAGGACAUGAUCAAAGAUGUACUUAAUCGAACUUAAUGAAUCAACCUUUUUUUCUUCUUCUUCUUCUUCUUCGUUCUCAUUGUUAUGUUGAGUGUUCAGAUGACUGGACCAAUAUAUGAGAUGAACUGCGCAGUGGUUUCCAAAUCAGGGAGCUCUCCAUAUAGUUUUCUUUCUAUUGGGGUGAUUUGGGGCUAAUGUCUUAUACGGGCCUCUUGGUAAAGAGAGCAGUUUUGGAGGACGUGGUCGGCAUUCUCUGGUGAUACUCCACAUGGGCAGAUUUCACUGGUUCCAAUUUUGAACUUCCGGAACAUGUGUUGUCGCAUUCUGUUGUGUCCGGUCCUGAGUCGAAAGAUUAGACGUUGGUCUUGUCGGGAUAGCUUAUAGUAAGCGUCAUCUUUCUUGUGAUUUGGAUGAGAGCUCGUCCAUUUCUCAUUUAUUUUAUUUAACCUUUUUAUUAUAGUGGUGCUAGAUAGUAUUGCGGAAGCACAGCGGCUGAUUGGUUAAGCGCUUGCCUUCCGAACCUGGGGUCCUGGGUUCGAACCUCGGUGAAAACUAGGCUUUUGAAUUUCGGCAUUUUCAUGGCGCCCCUGAGUCCACCCAACUCUAAUGGGUAUCUGGCUUAAGUUGGGGAAAGUAAAGGCGGUUGGUCUUAGUGCUGGCCACAUGAAACACUGCUCGUUAACCGUUGGCCAAAGAAACAGAUGACCUUAACAUCAUCUGCCCUAUGAAUCGCAACGUCUGAAAGGGGAAUUUUACUUUUAGAUAGUAUUGCGCUCAGUAAAAACAUUAUAGCGUUUGAAAAUAAGGACAUUUGUACUUAAAUACUUUCAUCUACUCGUAAAACACUGUUAAGGAUUACAAUCGAAAAAUCCAUCAUUUGGUUUUUCAUAUAAAAAAAAAAGAGUUACUAUCUUCUGUUUUGUAAUCAAUGGAAUAUAUUGAUCAGUAGCCUGCUUACUUGUGCGGAUGGUAAAGUUAAUUACAUCAUCGAUGUGUGUGUUCACAUCUUUGAUUACGUUUAUACGUCUGCAUAUUGAAGUAGCCACCCAUGCGUAGGAAUCUGAUUUUGAUACUGCUGAUUGCGCCUGGGAGAUUGUCCGCUCAAGUGGACUACUUUCAAAGUUUAGAAGUUGGUUUGUUUCUCUGCCCGGGGAAGACCUUGUUCUCGAGACGUUGCGCGUGAAAGAUGUUUAUUGAGCUGAAGAUUAAUGGCAUCCGGUUUUAGGAUGUCUCUGACUGAGCUAAGAGCUGGUAUUAUUGGAAGGGAGGUCAUUUAGGGCGUACGUGGGUCGGGUCAUCUAGACCAAUAUUAAAAGACUAAUAUUUUGAAGAUGGGCUUUGAAUACAUUUUUUAAAGAAAGAAAUAGUAAUAUUAGACAAAAAAAAACGAUUUAUUGUUACAAGGCCUUGAGUGUGUUAGAAUUGAUAAUAAUUUAUAGGACUGAGGAGUGAUUCAUAGGGCUGAGAAGUUGAUUCAUGGGACUAAGGAGUGAUUCAUGGGGCUAAGGAGUGAUUCAUGGGGGGAGAGGAGUGAUUCAUGGAUUGAGGAGCGAUUCAUGGGGCUGAGGAAAUGGUUCAUAGAACUGGAGAGUGAUUCAUGGGCCUGAGAUGUGAUUCAUGGGGCCAGGGAGUAAUUGUACCGAUGAGCCAAACUCUAAAAAUCUAAUCUAAAUCUCAUUCAAUGAAACAAUCCUAAUGAUUAUGAGGAUACAUUAAUGUUUAUAGAUUCAAUCAACUUUUGGGUUGACUGUGAACGUUGGAACAUUGUACAAAGUUUUUACUUAGAUCGUAUCAAAGGGGCACUACUCGCUCCCCUACAGCAUAAGCUAUAUCAUGUGUGAAGCUAGUCCGAAAACAAAGCCAGACAAACAGUCGACUUAAUCAAUGUAAUUAACUUAAUCGACAUGAUUGUCUUCAUUUCCUAAAGACUCAAAAUACUGUUUCUUAAUAUUUUUUUCCCUUUUAUUGUAAUUUUCCUUUUCACACCAAAUAGUAUUAUUGUGUGUAUUUUUUUUAAAAUUGGAAUGAUACAUGUUUCUUCUCUCCUUUAGUAUUUGGUUGAAAAUUAAAUUGAGAAAAUUUUA